AGAAGCGUACAAUACCAACGUUAAGUGAGUUCGUUGCGGGUCUUCAGAACGAUGCGGAACACGUGAGAAGUUUUCUGAAUUUAACGAAAGUUCUGUUGCAAUUGGUGUUGGAAUAUCCAGGAUUGCCAUCCGGUAUCGCCGGUCGAACACCACUCGGUCAAGCACUCAAAGAUGUGGGCAUUCAUCGAGAGAAUUACUCGGAGUUGAUGCGCAUGUUUUUGCAGUCGCGAGAUGAACAGGGAAAACAGUUAGGUGCUCGUCUUGAGAAGUGUUCGUUCGAGAAUCUCGACCCGGAAUCGAAGGCUGCA
Anisakis simplex (herring worm) is the source of this 308-nucleotide messenger RNA. Lineage: Eukaryota; Metazoa; Nematoda; Chromadorea; Rhabditida; Anisakidae. The record is from the annotation of a GenBank genome assembly.